This is a messenger RNA of Staurois parvus, 418 nucleotides long. The record is from the annotation of a GenBank genome assembly. NCBI's taxonomy places the organism in Eukaryota, Metazoa, Chordata, Amphibia, Anura, Ranidae.
UGCACUGUGUCCCUCAGACACAGUGGAUUACCAAUCAUGGAAAGAGCCGAAGUGUCGGCUCGGUCAUGUGAUCAACUGUGUCCAAUCACAGCUGAUCACAUAAGUGCCACCUGUCAGUGUCCAUUGUGUCAGUGCUCAUCAGUGCCUCGUGCCAGUGCCACAUCAAUGCCAAAUAUCAGUGCCUACCAGUGCACAUCAAUGCCACAUAUCAGUGCUACCAGUGCACAUCAAUGCCACAUAUCAGUGCCCAUCUGAGCUGCCUUUCAGUGUUACCCAUCAGUGCCAGUUAGUGCCACCUAUCAAUGCCAAUCAGUGCCACCUAUCAGUGCCAGUCAGUGUCGCCUAUCAGUGCCUGUUAGUGCCGCCUAUCAGUGCCAGUCAGUGCCGCCUAUCAGUGCCAGUCAGUGUCGCCUAUCAG